This is a messenger RNA of Monodelphis domestica (gray short-tailed opossum), 6028 nucleotides long. RefSeq names its product interferon regulatory factor 4-like. NCBI's taxonomy places the organism in Eukaryota, Metazoa, Chordata, Mammalia, Didelphimorphia, Didelphidae. Gene Ontology annotation, cellular component: nucleus. The record is from RefSeq and is a predicted model, not a curated record. Gene Ontology annotation, biological process: immune system process; regulation of transcription by RNA polymerase II. Gene Ontology annotation, molecular function: protein binding; RNA polymerase II cis-regulatory region sequence-specific DNA binding; DNA-binding transcription factor activity, RNA polymerase II-specific.
AUUGCCGAGCCCCCCCCCCCCCCCCCCGGACCCUAGGCAGCCAGCCCUUCCUGUCUCAUCUAGUUUCGGUGACCUGCUCCUCGUUCCCCAUCUCUAGACUGCCCAGAGCAAAGCGCAGGAGCUCCAGAGUUCGUCCGGGAGCUGUCCGGAGAAGCUCUGUUAGAUUCGUUCCCAGGGUGCCCAAACCCGAGGCGCCGUCCGAGUCAGGAAGAGUGCAAGGCCAUGGCAGAGCCAGGUGGCCCCUUGCGGCUCCGGGAGUGGCUGGUGGCGCAGAUUGAAAGCGGACACUACCCCGGGCUCCGCUGGGAGAACCGAGAGAAGACGAUGUUCCGCAUCCCCUGGAAGCACGCGGCCAAGCAGGACUACAGGCAGCAGCAGGACGCCGCGCUGUUUCGGGCCUGGGCCAUUUACAAAGGUAAAUACCAGGAGGGCACAGACAAAGCUGACCCCUCUGUUUGGAAAACCCGCCUGCGCUGUGCCCUCAACAAGAGCACAGACUUCCAGGAAGUGAUUGAUCGGAGCCAACUGGACAUCUCUGAGCCCUACAAGGUCUACCAGAUCAUCUCUGAGGGGAUCUGCAACCUGGAGGAUGAGGGGCAGCAGGGCCGUCUCAGAACCCCACAAGAUCUAUCAGCUGAACCUCUCCAGAGGCCAGACCAGGCUGGCUCAGACUCAGCUGCUGAGGAAAUUGGCAAAGAAAGGAUUCCUAAGGGCUGCCAUCAGGUUCCCCCAGCCCCCUGCUUUACCAGUUCAAAGGCUGAGCCUGGAUACCAAGUGACAGGCACAUUUUACAGUUGGGACCCUUCACAGAGUCACCUUCCCCCAAGCCUGACACCCUGGGAGGAUGUCAGCAACUCCGACUGCUGGCUCCACAUCCGUCUGUACUACCGAGAUGUCCUGGUGAAGGAGGCUAUCGCUUACACUGCUGAGGGCUGCCGCUUGACAACCCGGCCUGUGCCCAUGGACAGCCCACAUCUCUAUGGCCCUGCCAAGCUGGAGCAGAUCCAUUUUCCAUCACCUCACUCUCUGCCAGGGGCCAGCCCACCUGUUACCCAGAUCUUGGAGCGUCUCUUGCCUCACCUGGACAAGGGAGUCUUGCUGUGGGUAGCUCCUGAGGGGGUCUUUGCGAAGAGGCAGUGCCAGGGUCGGGUUUACUGGAGAGGCCCUCUGGCGCCCCAUUGUGACCAGCCCAACAAAUUGGAAAGAGAGAAGACCUAUAAGCUGUUGGACACCCAGCAGUUCCUGGAUCAGCUGCGUCGGUACCUGUCUCUUGGGGAGCCCGCACCCCAGUACCAGAUCCAACUCUGCUUUGGAGAGGAGUACCCAGGUCCAAGCUGUCAGUCCCAGGGGAGACUCAUCAUGGCUCAUGUGGAGCCUGUGUUCGCCCGAGAGCUCUUCCUGCACUCUAAGCGUUUCAGCCCCCAGGCUCCUCCAGGUUCCCAGCCCAGUGCUCCAAAGAGGCCGAACCAGCCCUGACUGUGGCCUCACCCCAUCUCUGGAGAAACUCCCGCUCUCCAGAGCAUCUCCCUUUUAGGGCGCAUCUUCUUCCAAGCUGAGCCAGUGUUUUCCCCAGGCUACCCUCACGCUCAUGCCACCUGCCUCAGAGGAGGCUUUGUGUGUGCCAGGCAGUGUGUGAGAGUCUUGGAAGUGAGGGAGCCCAAGCUGUGUGUCUAAACCAAACUUGAGUGAGCUUUAGGCGUUGUUCACACGAGGAACCCUUUAACCCUUUUGAAAACUGGCCUCUCUGUGCCCACCCCCAGACGUCCAGAACUCCGGGCAGCUCUGUCCCGUUCCUGCCCUUGGAAUGCCUCCUGUGCUGAUGUGAUGGUAAACAGAACUGUAACCCGUUUGUCAGGGGUCCAGUGGAAAGAGCACCGGGUCGGGGAGCUUCAGGUUCGCUUCUCAAAGCCACAGGGAUUCGGGCCGUGAUGUGGGUUAGUCACACCACCUCUGAGAAGCGAUCUCUGUCCAGUGGAGAUGUUCCUACGGGUAGUAUCUGCCUCAGGAGCGGUGGUGAAAACGAGGCAGCAUGUACAGCGCAUUUUGUAAGCUUAAAAGGCCUCCUAUCGGUGGUAGCCGGCCUUGUUUCCUCAUUUGGAUUUCACAAGGAGAGACGGGAAAAGGAGUUAUUGUCCAUAUCUUUGUAGGGAGGAAACUGAGGCUGGGGGGGUGGGGUGGUCUAUGGCCCUACAGUGGCAGGGCUAGGAUUGGGAACUAGGGUCUAAAGUCCUCCCAGGCCGCCUUUCCCUGGACUCCAUGGCACCUUCAUCAACAACAGCAGGCUGAAGGCCAUCAUUGACAAUAUCAAAAACCUCUCUUGUCGGGGGCAGCUGAGUAGCUCAGUGGAUGGAGAGCCAGGCCUUAGAGACCAGAGGUCCUGGGUUCAAAUCUGGCCUCAGACACUUCCCGGCUGUGUGACCCUGGGCAAGUCACUUAACCCCCAUUGCCUAACCCUUACAGCUCUUCUGCCUUGGAACCAAUACACAGUAUUGACUCCAAGAUGGAAGGUAAGGGUUUUAAAGAGAGGGGAAGAAAAAAAACCUCUCUUGUCAUGCUGCCUGUGUAGAACAGUCUUGGAUGAGAGAGAUCAUGCUGGGAGAGCCUCAGGGGUGGGGCCGAAGUAAGACAGGCCUGUGGUCAAUUCCCCACCUGCCCUGCUCCCUCCCUCCAUUCUCUUGUUAGCUGGACCCUGGAAAGGACCCUGGGGAUCAUCCAGGACCACCCUCCUCAUUUUAUGAAUGAAAUAGGGAAACAAGGGCCCCAGAGGGAAUGGGACACCAGGGCCAGGAGUGGGUUCCUCAAGGGUGACUUGCCCAAGUUCACACAAGUAAGGAAUAAAACUGGGAUUUGAAUCCAGGUCUUCUGACUUUAUUAUCUUUCCAUCGAUUCCUGUUUUCCGGGUCCCCAGGAAAGAUCUGACUCAGAGCCACUGAUGGCUCCUAAAGUUGAGUAGUAUGUCCUUCCUCUCCCUGCACUCACUCCCCAAGAUCUAUAAGGGCUGGGGCAGGUUGAAAGGAGAAAAUGUGGCUAAGCCCAGAAAGACAGCCUUUUCUUCGGAGCUCAGCAGAGGGAGCUCCGGCCAAGGAGCUACAGAGCUUACUGAAGUCUCUCUCCCACAUCCUUCCUCUACAAGGGCCAGGGGCUUCCCCACACCCACCCUUCCUCUUCCUCCCUCCCAGCAGCCCCCCUCCUCCUCUCCUGCCUCGGGACCCCUUCUCCCUUCUUCCCCACCUCUCUGGCUCUUGGCCCUCCUUCCACACCCCAAGCCCCCAUUUUCCCCUGCCUGCCUCAUAGCUCUCGCUCCUCCCUUCCCUUCCCCCCCACCCCCUCCAGGCUCCCUUCUCCUCUUGGCCCUCACUCCUUCCUCUCCUUCCCCACAACCCCUUUCCUUUCUCCCGUGGUUCCCCCAGAGGACCCCCCUCUUUGAUACUCUCCCCCCACCGUCCAUUCUCCCUUCCUCCUCACCCUCAUCUCCUCCUGAGGGAGAGGCCCUUGUUUGCAAAGGGGAAAGGAUGGAGUCCUAAAAGGAGCCUGGAGUGUCUGGAGGAGUGUAUAGAAGGGAGAUGUCAAGGGGUGGGGGGAGAGAAAAGGAAGAGGAGAAGGGGGAAGGCAAGAGCGACCAGAAGGGAAACAGAAAGAGAGAGUGCGGGAGGGAGGGGGGAAAGGACAGAGAUAAAAGCCCCCAGGCCGAAUGGGAAGGAAAGUGCUAAGCCACCUCUGGAGAUGGAGAAGCCCAGGGAAAGAGAGAGGCAAGAAGGCAGUUAGGAAACUCUAGUCUGACUUUGCGGCUCUUUUUUCAGUUCUGCCCAGCCAGUCCAGCCAGCCCAGCCUCUCCUUCGUCCUCCUGUGGUCCUUCCCUUGGGACCCUCAGCCCUGGAGCCUGGGGGGCUGGGCCAAAGCGUGGCCCCUCCCCGGGUCCCCAAGGGCUGGGGCAGGGCUCCCUCCAACCAGGGCUGGCCGCGGUGUGAAAGGGGUGGGGGCAGAGAGGCCGAGUCCCUCCCCUCCAGCCUUUCCAGGCCAAAGGGGCUGGGCGGGCCGAGGGCUUUUAACCAGCUGGCGGAGGCUCCUGAACGGCUUUUGGCGGUGAAGGCCUCUGGGAAAGGAAAGAAAUGCAGCCUGACUGUCCCACGCCACGGGGGCCUGGGAAUGGCCAGAGCCAGGACCCAGGUCCCCACCGGCCAGGGGAGCUGGCCAAGCCCCCGUACAGCUACAUCGCCCUCAUCACCAUGGCCAUCCAGAGCUCCCCAGGCCAGAGGGCCACUCUCAGUGCCAUCUACCACUACAUCAUGGGCCGCUUUGCUUUCUAUCGAGACAACCGGCCUGGCUGGCAGAACAGCAUCCGACACAACCUGUCCCUCAAUGAGUGCUUUGUCAAGGUGCCCCGAGAUGACCGUAGACCCGGCAAGGGCAGCUACUGGACCCUGGACCCUGACAGCUACAACAUGUUCGAGAAUGGCAGCUUCCUGAGAAGGAGGCGCCGCUUCACCCGCAAGAGGGGGUCUGAGCCCGAAUCGGAGACCCAAAGGAAGGCCAAGAGCAGGGCCCGGGCAGGGCCAGGUCGCGGAGGCUAUCGGGCCGCUGGGAUGCCAGACCCUCAUGGUGAUGCCCGGGAGCAGAGGGGUACUUCUAGCCAGGCCAGGACUACCACUGGACCAUGUCUAGCCCCAUCCCUGGAGCUGCCUGAGCCCCAGGGUCUCUGCCAUCCCAAUCCAGAGACACCACCCAAUGAGAGCCUCUUUGGGGGUCUUGCGGAGGCCCUCCCUACCACCCCAGCUGGUCUAUACAUUUCCACGUCUGAGCCGCUGGCCCUGCCAGCCUCCCAGAUGCUGAUGGACCUGAAGGAGCCUACAGAGCCAGCCAGGUCUCCUGGACAGAGGGUGGACCCUCAAGAGCUUCCGCCCUCCUCCUCCUCCUCUUCCUCCUCUUCUGCCUCUCCAUGCCCAGCAUUUAGCCUGCCCCCAGGUUUCCCUGCCCCUCAGGGCCCUCAGCCCUCCCCAGCCCGCUUUCCAGAGAGUGAGGCCUAUGGCAAGGCAGGGCUACCCAUCUUUGGCAACUUUGGUGGGGCUGAAGCUCUGGGUGGCAGCUACCAGUGCCGGGUCCAAGCCCUGAGCUUCUGCAUGGACGAGCGGGGCUGCGGUCCGGGCCUGGAUCAUUUGCUCACACCUGCUCCGGCUUCCCCAGCCACCCCAACUCAGUCAGCUCCUUUCCAAUCCCCACUACCCCUUCGAGGGAACCAGAAGGAGCCCUGGACUGGGGGGACUUUCCCACUCCAAGGAGGAGGAAGCUACCAGCUAGGGCUACCCCACUGCCUCUAUCGGACCCCAGGCAUGUUCUUUUUUGAAUGAAGUCUCCUUCUGGCCCUCUGCUUCUUCCCUUGUACAGCCAGACAGGUUCCCCCAACUUCUUCAUGCAAGGACAUGCUUAAAGAAUGGACUCUUACCUGAGGGAUGGAGCUAAGCAAUACUCUCCAGAAGAUGCCCUGCUCCGUCUGUCGCCAGCACACUGGGUCUCUGAGAGAGAGGGUGCCAGGGAUGGCAAAGGAUAGGGCUCUCCCCUUGGUAAAGAUGGGGGCCAGAAUUCCAGGCCAGGGAGAGGAAUUAUUCUCACAAAUGUAUGAAAAACUAAGGAUUAAAUCACAGAACUAUUAGAUCUGGAGGGGACUUAAGAAGUCACCUAAUCCAACACCUUCAUCUUACAAAGGAGGAAGCAAAGGAGGGCAAUGACUUGCCCAAGGUCACACAACUAGUAGUACGUAGAGCCAGAGCCCAGACCUAGGUUUUCUGAGUCUUCUUAAUCCAGAGCUCUUCUCACUACUGAACAGGACUGAAGAAGCAACAGAAACAGGAGAUCUUUGUCUUCCUUGAAUGACACAGGGUUCUGCUUCCCGAGGAUCCCAGAAUUUGGGCCAGUGACCUCAUGGUCCUCCAUGGACAAACUUGGGGAGUGUGGGGAAGGAGGUGUGAGCCUGGACCUUUGUCAGAUUUUACUCAACACUCUACUUAAUAAAGCAAGUGAGUCUUGAAAGACA